GCUAUGGUGACGGGAAGAUGUUGGCCCGAAAAAGCAUCAUUCCGGAGGAGUACGUGCUGGCGCGCAUCGCCGCCGAGAACCUGCGCAAACCGCGCAUCCGCGACCGCCUCCCCAGAGCGCGCUUCAUCGCCAAGAGCGGCGCCUGCAACCUGGCGCACAAGAAUAUCCGCGAGCAGGGUCGCUUCCUGCAGGAUAUCUUCACCACCCUGGUGGACCUGAAGUGGCGCCACACGCUGGUCAUCUUUACCAUGUCCUUUCUCUGCAGCUGGCUGCUCUUUGCGAUCAUGUGGUGGUUGGUGGCUUUUGCCCAUGGGGACAUCUACGCUUACAUGGAGAAAAGUGGCUUGGAGAAAAGUGCCUUAGAGUCCACUGUGUGUGUGACUAACGUCAGGUCUUUCACCUCUGCUUUUCUCUUCUCCAUUGAGGUUCAAGUGACAAUUGGAUUUGGAGGGAGGAUGAUGACAGAGGAGUGCCCUCUGGCCAUCACAGUGCUGAUUCUCCAGAACAUUGUGGGUCUGAUCAUCAAUGCGGUCAUGUUGGGCUGUAUUUUCAUGAAGACAGCUCAGGCUCACAGAAGGGCAGAGACUUUGAUUUUCAGCCGCCAUGCGGUGAUCGCUGUCCGGAAUGGCAAGCUGUGCUUCAUGUUCCGAGUGGGUGACCUGAGGAAAAGCAUGAUCAUCAGUGCCUCCGUGCGUAUCCAGGUGGUCAAGAAGACAACUACCCCUGAAGGGGAGGUGGUGCCCAUUCACCAGCUGGACAUUCCGGUCGACAACCCAAUCGAGAGUAAUAAUAUUUUCCUGGUGGCCCCUCUGAUCAUCUGCCAUGUGAUUGACAAGCGCAGUCCCCUCUACGAUAUCUCGGCCACUGACCUCGCCAACCAAGACCUGGAGGUCAUAGUUAUUCUAGAAGGUGUGGUGGAAACUACGGGCAUCACCACACAAGCUCGGACCUCCUACAUCGCAGAGGAGAUUCAGUGGGGCCACCGCUUUGUGUCCAUUGUGACUGAAGAGGAAGGAGUGUAUUCGGUGGAUUACUCCAAAUUUGGCAACACUGUGAAGGUGGCCGCUCCACGGUGCAGCGCCCGGGAGCUGGAUGAGAAGCCUUCCAUCCUCAUUCAGACCCUCCAGAAGAGUGAACUGUCCCACCAGAAUUCUCUGAGGAAGCGCAAUUCCAUGAGAAGAAACAAUUCCAUGAGGAGGAACAACUCCAUCCGAAGGAACAACUCUUCCCUCAUUGUGCCGAAGGUGCAGUUUAUGACUCUAGAAGGAAAUCAGGACACAUUGGAAUCAUGACACCACGACGGCCCUCCUCUCCGCACACCUUUCAUCAAGUGUGGGUGGCUGAGGCACGGAGCACCAUCAGACUGAAUCAGAGCUGGAGCACAACAAUUUGUCUUAUGUUUUAAUGCACUAAAAGAUAUUCCUAUUUGAGAAACAGCACUUAAUAAACAAUAAACCACAAAACGGGAUUUGUGGCUUAUGCUCAUUUUAUACAUGCAGGAUUUGCAGUGAAAUGCUCAAGGCACGUAUAGGAAGUAGUGUGUGCUCAUUUCUCUCAAUUUGAAACACACGAAUUCCAUUAAUAAUAAUGCAUAAUCUGACCAAGGAAUGG
Messenger RNA from Fukomys damarensis (Damara mole-rat), 1611 nucleotides. It is a transcript of the gene Kcnj8, whose product is annotated as potassium inwardly rectifying channel subfamily J member 8. Gene Ontology annotation, cellular component: plasma membrane. Bases 18 to 1292 code for a protein of 424 amino acids. NCBI's taxonomy places the organism in Eukaryota, Metazoa, Chordata, Mammalia, Rodentia, Bathyergidae. The record is from RefSeq and is a predicted model, not a curated record. Gene Ontology annotation, biological process: potassium ion import across plasma membrane; regulation of monoatomic ion transmembrane transport. Gene Ontology annotation, molecular function: ATP-activated inward rectifier potassium channel activity. The transcript is spliced from 2 exons.